GUCGAACAGCAUUCAAUACGACAAAAGCUAGUGAGAAGAAAAGUUCUAAUCGCAAGUGUUAUCAUUCAGUAUUGGCAGUCUAAGUGAAACAGAACAAAUCAGUAAAAAUGCCGCUUGUUCCAAUCUUGUUCCGUGACUGGUGGGAAGACUGCUGGGAUACACCACUGCGGACAUCCCGGUUGAUGGAUCAACAUUUCGGAAGUGGUCUCUCAGCUGAUGACUUGCUAACGGCGCUCACCUCAGCUGCAGCUACAGCUGCAGCACUCCAGCACAACCAUCCACGUGCUGGUUACAACCGACCAUGGCGUAACAACAGUCUUGCCUCGCGUCAGGAUUCUGGAUCGGCAGUUAACCUUGGUGGUGACAAGUUCCAGAUAAAUUUAGACGUGCAACAGUUUUCUCCGAAUGAGAUUUCCGUCAAGGCAACCGAUAACAGUAUUCUAGUAGAGGGCAAGCACGAGGAAAAACAGGACGAACACGGUUUCAUUUCGAGGCACUUCGUUCGACGUUACGUGUUGCCUACUGGCCAUGACCCGAAUGCAAUUGUGUCAUCACUUUCGUCAGAUGGAAUUCUUACCAUCACUGCCCCGAAGAAGGCACUACCUAAACCAGAAGAACCCCGAAUGAUUCCCAUCACACAAACUGGUCAACCUAUGAAAAAGAUAACUGAGAAGUCGGAAGUGAAACCUACUGAGAAGACAAAGGCAGAUAGCAAAUAGUUUUAAUGAUUUUGUGAUUUAUGAAAAGCUAAUUUAUAAGGUACAUUAUAAGAUAAGCCGUGACAAAUAAAUACUAAGUAAUUACCUACCAA
This is a messenger RNA of Wyeomyia smithii (pitcher-plant mosquito), 811 nucleotides long. RefSeq names its product protein lethal(2)essential for life-like. NCBI's taxonomy places the organism in Eukaryota, Metazoa, Arthropoda, Insecta, Diptera, Culicidae. The record is from RefSeq and is a predicted model, not a curated record. The transcript has a single exon. Gene Ontology annotation, molecular function: protein folding chaperone. Bases 108 to 719 code for a protein of 203 amino acids. Gene Ontology annotation, biological process: response to heat; protein refolding.